CAUAGAGUAACAAUGGAUUUAUCAAAACCAAUGUGAGUCAGUUCAGUUUUUUUAAAUUAAUACCCAUGGAUUUCAGGAACACGCCCGUUUAACAAUGAGAGGAAUGUAAGAUAAUGGGCUGCCAGAACAGAAUAUAAAUAAAGCUUUUGUGCAUGAUCCCCGGAAGCAUUAGCAGUCCUGUAAUCGGCUCCUUGUGCAUACUGUAUUACCGCUAUUCAGCAGCACGUCCCUCCCUGGCUGUAAAGAUCACCUGAUUAUGGCAGUUCUCUUUUAUAACAGGGGCACCCCUUGCUCGGCGAGCGAGAAAUGAAACCGAAACUGCAGGGAUCUACCUUCUCUCUGCGCUCUCAGCUCUGCAUUCAGAGUUACGGAUCGGCUCUAGGCACAUUACAGAAGUCUUAGGUCUUAAAACAACAGGCCACAAUGUCUCAGGAAGCAAGAGAGGAAGACACUAUUGAAUCGCAAGAUGUGGCUUAUUCUAAACUCCCCCUUCCCAUUAUAAAGAGAGCCACAUUGCAAGUACAUCAUCAAGUGAAAGAGGUGUUAAAAGAAGAUGAAGAGGAAAAGAGCCGAGUGAUAAAACAACUCAGAUGCCUUCAGCAACAAGUAUGGGACAACUUCGAAGACUAUGAAAAGAAACUAAUAACCAAAAAUCAAGACACGGAAACAGACUCACAGUUAUUAAGUGAAUACUUCCAGGAUAUGUAUCACGUUCUGCGGAAGGAAACAGAGAUUUCGUUCAAGUCUUUUGAAAAUCUGGAGGCCAAAAUCCCAGGACUUGCACCGGCAGUCACACAACUGCUGAAUGAGGUUACUAUCAAGAAGCCAAAAAGGAAACAAUUACCCGCAAUAAGGGAGAGGGCAGCGCUAUUCAGUGCUCAGUUAAAAGAAAUGGAGACAAUGAAGGGUUUGCUAGAAGGGUAUAGUUCUCCGCUUCAGAUCCAUGAGUGGAGAGGGUUAAGGCAUGUCAUGAAACCAGUGCCAGAUCCAUUACAGUUUGACCCACAGAGUGCCAACCCUUCUUUGAUCCUAUCUACAGAUCUAAGGCAAGUGAAAUUACAACUUGUUGGAGUGAGAAAAUACAGAACUGAUUGUUUUGAACCAGGGCUGUUUGUACUGGCAGUGCCUGGAUUUAAGUCUGGCAUGCAUUACUGGGAGGUGGAUGUGGGCUGCAAGAGUAACUGGAUAAUGGGUGCUGUGAAGGGGUCAGUGAAACGAAAGGGAGAAUGCAAACUGAGCCCAAAUAAUGGCUACUUUGUCCUGCGUAAGCAGCAAGAUAGGGAAUAUUAUGGCACUGCUUCGUCGCCUUUGACUCUGAAGACUUGCCACAUUCGAAUCGGUGUCUGUUUGGACUUAUUCAUGGGUCGUUUGGCAUUCUACAAUGCUGACACCACAGACUUGAUCUAUGAGCUUCACUGCCCCCUAGAGGAAGAACUGUUUGCUGUGUUUUGCCCCGGGGUGCCCACGAGAGUUGAAGACUGGUGUGCAAUGAAACUGUGUCCUUAAAGGAAUACUAUAAUACCCCUAGAAUGAACACUAAAUCAGCAGGCAGAACUCUGCCCAUUCAUUGGCUGA
Molecule: messenger RNA, 1575 nt
Organism: Xenopus tropicalis (tropical clawed frog)
Lineage: Eukaryota; Metazoa; Chordata; Amphibia; Anura; Pipidae
Product: E3 ubiquitin-protein ligase TRIM69
Exons: 3
Coding region: 424-1506 (360 amino acids)
Source: RefSeq, a predicted model, not a curated record